UUUGAGGUUUAGCUAAAUAUUUCCGUGUAUUCAGUGAAAAUGUCUUCAGUUCCGCCUCAGAGAGAGUUUAUCAACGAGCAGGUAACUCCUGCUGGAGAAACAUUCACAGAGUGGAAAGAAAUCAACGUUAAAAUGGAGGAAGAGAUGGAGGAUCAGCGCAGACUGAUGGAUUUCAGCCGGAUACCGAAGAUCAUCUUACACCGAAUAGAGGAGGAGGUUCUCAAUGAGCUCAGCAACCCGGAGGAAAACUCCACUUUGGAUCAAGAGGAACCAGAACCUCUGCAGAUAAAACGGGAACAAGAGGAACCAGAACCUCUGCAGAUAAAACAGGAACAAGAGGAACCAGAACAUCAAGAGUUCAAAGAGGAAGAGAAGCAACUCUGCAUCAGUCAGGAUGAAGAGCAUCUUGUGCUGAAACAGGAGACUGAUGACAUUUUGGUGAACAAACAGCAGAAAGGCACAACUGAGACUUCAGAAAAAGAAACACACAAGAAAACUCAACCAAACCAAAAUCUAUAUUCUUGUAAAAUUUGUGAUAAAACCUUUUCUCGAAAUAAUUCCUUCAUAAUACACGUGAGAACUCACACGGCCAAGAAAUCUUUCACAUGUUCAACCUGUGGAAAAGAUCACCCUUAUAAGAGUCGUUUAAUUGAUCACAUGAGAAUUCAUACAGAUGAAAAACCGUUCACAUGUGCAACUUGUGGAAAAGGUUUCCAUCAGAUUGGCACUUUAAACAGACACAUGAGAACUCACUCAGGUGAGAAGCCUUACACGUGCACAACCUGUGGAAAAAGUUUAGCGUCUAAAUCUCAGUUACUUUAUCACAUGACGACUCAUACAGGUGAGAGGCCUUUCUCUUGUGGGACCUGUGGAAAAGGUUUCCGGAGGAAAUCUGACUUGACUUGUCACAUUAGAAUUCACACAGGUGAGAAACCGUACUCAUGUGGGACCUGUGGAAAAAAUUUCACUUGUAAAAAAAGUUUAACUGUUCACAUGAGAGUUCACACGGGUGAGAAGGUGAUCUCUUGUGGCAUCUGUGGAAAAGAUUAUUUGUUUAAAUCUCAGUUAGUUGAUCACAUGAGAACUCACACAGGUGAGAAGCCUUUCUCAUGUGGAACUUGUGGAAAAAGUUUCCCUUAUAAAAAAAGUUUAAAUACUCACAUGAUAACUCACACUGAAGAGAAGCCGUUCUCAUGUGGAACCUGUGGGAAAAGUUUUAUUCAUAAAAAAAGUUUAAAUGCUCACAUGAGAUUUCACACAGGUGAGAAGACUUUCUCUUGUGGCACCUGUGGAAGAAAUUGGUUGUAUAAAUCUCACUUAGUUAUUCACAUGAGAACUCACACAGGUGAGAAGCCUUUCUCAUGUGCGACCUGUGGAAAAGGUUUUGCUGUAAAACACCUUUUACAUUUUCACAUGAAGACUCAUACAGGAGAUAAUUCUUUCUCAUGUGGGACCUGUGGAAAAUGUUUUCCUUUUAGGUCAUUUUUACUUCUUCACAUGAAGAGUCACACAAGAGAGAAGUCUUUCUCCUGUGGGAUCUGUGGGAAAAGUUUCACUAAAAAAUACCUUUUGACUUCUCACAUCAGAAUUCACACAUGUGAGUAGUAGCUGUGCAUUGAUUUAUCAGCCAGCCGAUUAAUCUAUGUUGAUUUUCUUAAUUUUGGGACAUUGGUGAUCAGCAGAAACAUGCAUGUGAAGCCGAUCUGAUCCCCCAAUUUUAUUGACCUGAGCAUUUGUCUUCUGCUCCGUUGAGAGGUUUGACUAUUAGACCGGCCCACCAGGUCAUGUCUGCACUUUUGCAAUCGGUGCACCCUUAGUGAAAAGUGAGGAAAAUGUUGUGUGUGUAGAUCCAGUUUACGUCAUCACAUGAAGAUUCACAUGGGUUAGAAGCCUUUCUUUUGUAGGUCCUGUAGAAAAAGUUUCACUCAUUAGAAAUGUAACCGUUCACAUGAGAACUCACACAGGUUUGAUGGCACAAUGUGAACCUCAAGUAAGAUUCUCAGUAACUUGCUGUUUGGAAGUGGAGUGAUUGCAACCAACAUAUUUUGU
Messenger RNA from Xiphophorus maculatus (southern platyfish), 2049 nucleotides. RefSeq names its product gastrula zinc finger protein XlCGF57.1-like. The record is from RefSeq and is a predicted model, not a curated record. Gene Ontology annotation, molecular function: RNA polymerase II cis-regulatory region sequence-specific DNA binding; DNA-binding transcription factor activity. NCBI's taxonomy places the organism in Eukaryota, Metazoa, Chordata, Actinopteri, Cyprinodontiformes, Poeciliidae. Gene Ontology annotation, biological process: regulation of transcription by RNA polymerase II. The transcript has 5 exons. The coding region runs from base 40 to 1605 and encodes 521 amino acids.